UAAUCUUUAGAGUAAAUUAAAGUAAUGAAUAAGCAUAUUCCAUAACCUUCUUGACUAAAUUCCCACGGAGAGGAGGACCAAAAUUACUUAUGAUCAAACCUAAGCCAAUGUCUCCAUUUCAAAUUGUGUGCUGCACCUACCACUGGUUUACGCUAACAGCAAUUGGAGAAGCUUCGCAAUAAAAAAGAGAAGUAGAAGUGUAGAGAAUUUGUUUGAGAGAGAUAAAUAUGGAUGGCAAAUCGAGACUGACAGGUAGAAGCAGUGCAGAGGAUGUUGAAUGCCGUGAUGAAUUGAUUACUGAGAUACUUACUAGGGUUUCAACAAAAGAUUUGCUUAAGAUGUCCACAGUGGUAAAGAGAUGGCGCAACCUCAUUUUUGAGCCAGAUUUUGCUCACACCCAUUAUAAGAACUGUCAUCAAGAAUCAAUUUUCAUUUACAUCGAGCAAUUACCAGUGCCACGACGUGUGGUUAGCUUUCAAUUCCGCACCCACAAAACCCAAUCGGGUAACCUUUCACGUGUUUCUCUUUCUUUGGAGAGAAUAGAUAGUUUUUUUUUUAAUAGGAGUACACGUCUACUUGCUUCAUCGAAUGGGUUGAUGUGUUUCUGUACAUUUGUGACACCGGAGAAGAUCCUAGAGUUUUUAGUGUACAACCCCGUGACAAAGAUUUUGAAAAUUUUGCCACUGCCUCCUUUCAUAGAUAAGCGGAGCAUGACUUUCCCAUUUAUAAUUGGCAUUUGUCCUCUGCAGAGCACUGGAAAAUUGGUGAUAGGAGGCUUCUCUCUCGAUGAGGACGACACAUAUACCCUGGUAUUUGAUUCUCAAUCAGAUUCGUGGUAUAAGGGUCCACCUGUGGCUUUAUUUUACGAUAAUAACAAACCUAGAAAUUCUUCUCGGCAUACAGUCUUUUUAAAUGGUGUUAUUUAUUUCCUUGUUAGAACCCCAAGCAUAGAUGUUCAGGAAGGGCAAGGAUCUAGAGAUGUGGAUGCCUUAUUUAGAGAUGAAGAUGGUCUUUUUUACAAGAUUAUAGGUUAUGACGUGAAUCAAGACCAGUGGUGUUUUUCUGUUUUCAUUCCUACCUCGGUAAGUUAUCCAUAUUGCCUCUUUGAAUGGAAGGGAAAACUAUUCAUCUUAGCAUCUAAUUCUACCCACGAGGAAAACCUAUUUGUACUGGCAGCAAGUUCCGCCCAAGACCGCAAACGGAAAAUUAGGUAUGGCUGCGAUGAGGGUGAUGGGCAUUUUGUGUUCUGGAUAUUGGAUACCGAACAAAAUCUUUGGACACGAGAUCGGGAGUUGGAUUUAUCACAUGAGAUUCACAAUUCCUGGGAGGUAUUUGCCAGCGGUGGUGUGGUAUGGUUUGCAAAAGGUUACAAUUCUGUAAUAGUUUACCAUAUGAAGACCAGACACUGCUCAACUCAUCGACUAGGUGACGGUCCUUCUUGGCAGAAGCUUAAACAUAUUCCAUGUGUAGCUUUUGAGCCUACUCUUUUGUCAUUCUGAAACUUUUGUGAAUUUGGGAGCCUGGUAACAACUUUGGUGCUGUAUGCAUUCAAGAAAUAUUAUUUUUCUUUGUGACAAAUAGCCUUUUUAUAAUUAGUGUACUUGAAAAACACUUUUGAGCCCAGUUGCUGGUUGUCUGAUUCAGUUGAAUGCAAUUGUGAAUUGUAAGCACUGUCAAAGUGUAGCAGAGCCAGCUCCUCCUGGAUUGGUUGUCUAUUUUUGUACCAUUCACACAUGGUCUGCAUUGCUAUUUUUGUGUUUUAUGAAAUCCUUCGUCUCUGCGGCACAAAUUUGGGCUUAUGCAGAAGAUAGCAAAAUUUGUAAUCAAAAUUUCUGUAUAGUGCUGAUAAAGUUUAAUAGUUCUUCUGUGUU
Molecule: messenger RNA, 1871 nt
Organism: Cryptomeria japonica (Japanese cedar)
Lineage: Eukaryota; Viridiplantae; Streptophyta; Pinopsida; Cupressales; Cupressaceae
Product: F-box/kelch-repeat protein At5g43190
Exons: 1
Coding region: 228-1499 (423 amino acids)
Molecular function (GO): protein binding
Source: RefSeq, a predicted model, not a curated record